AGUCUGCGACUGGACCUAACGGUCAGGUGUACCUUUACCUUCAGUACAUGCUGGUGACAGUUGGAAAUGGAGUAAACUGCAUGAGUUGUGCAAAAUGCUUGCAAAUGGGAGAGAUUCAAAGUGUCAUUGUUGGCCAGGCAGGCCCUGUAAAUUUUGCCAAAUUUGCUUUGGACACAAAAGGAGAACUUUUUUCUGGCCAUCUUAAAAUGAUGCUGUUGCCGUGUCUCUUUUGAAACACCUUUUGCCGAUCCAUAAAUGUGGUGGGCGUGGGGCCGCUUUCUUGACCCACUUCACAUACACUGGCUUUUGUUAGCGCACAGUGGUGCCGAGAGCGGUUGAGAAUGAGGCCUGUUAUGCAACUCAGGUACACUUACCCUGGUAGGCUAUUGACUUUCUCAUACUUCCCCAGGGGGCCAGUAUCCCCCAGGGUGAGGUAUCUGAGCAUGAGUCGUAAACUAUGUGGUUGCAGAAGAGGUUUGGGCUCUUCUCCUCAACAUUUCUCCUCAACUUGCAGAGACACACACAUCCUCGCAGCAGCAUAGUGACCUAGGUUAGCGUGAUAUCCUAGAGACUGGAAAGUAGGUUAGAAUUCUGCAGCGCUUUGUGUAAGUGGGCCAGUUACACAAACCAGGUUACGUCCAGGCCAGUUAAACCAGGCCAGUUACACAAACCAGGAAAUCAGUGUGAACUCCAGUAGCAGUGGAUUGGGGGUGGGUGAAGAAGGGGUUGCCUUGUUGAGAAGUGGGUGGAGAAAACACAUCUCCUUUACCUACUCCUCUUUAGCAGCCCAAAGUUUUGCCAGUUGUCUGCAGUCUUCCUAGUUCCCAGCAGCUUCUCUCUUUCCCUCUCGUCUCAAAAGCUCCAGGGAUUGAUUUUGGAAGCAGUCCAGCUUGCAUGUGCCUGAGGAGUUUGCGUGCACGAAGCCCCAGGAACUGGAAGGUUCUGGCUCCCUUCUUUCAUUUAGGCUGAGAUUUAUGGACUUGUACAUGAUGAAUUGCGAACUCUUGGCCACGUGCAGCGCCCUGGGCUUCUUGGAAGGGGACACCUACCACAAAGAGCCGGAUUGCUUAGAGAGUGUGAAGGACUUGAUCCGCUACCUGCGCCACGAAGAUGAGACUAGGGAUAUUCGGCGCCAGCUGGGGGCGGCGCAGAUUCUACAGAAUGACCUGAUCCCUAUCAUCGUACAAUACCCCCAAGACAAACAACUCUUUGAUGCUGUUAUCAGGUUAAUGGUAAAUCUAACUCAGCCAGCCGUCCUCUGCUUUGGCAAACUCCCCCAAGAAGCCAGCUUCCGACACCAUUUCCUGCAAAUCGUCUCUUAUCUGCAGGCUUACAAAGAAGCGUUUGCCAAUGAGAAGAUCUUUGGGGUACUGAGUGAAAAGCUAUAUGACCUUCUGCAGCUGGACUGGGAACAGCGUCAGGAGGAGGAUAACCUCUUAAUCGAGCGCAUCUUGCUUCUGGUGCGCAAUGUGCUGCAUGUCCCGGCUGAUCCAGAUGAGGAGAAGAACGUUGACGACGAUGCCAACACUCAUGACCGGGUGCUGUGGGCCAUCCACAUCAGUGGCAUGGAUGAUCUGCUCAAAUUCUUGGCCAGCUCCCAGAGCGAGCAGCAGUGGAGCCUUCACGUGCUUGAGAUCAUCUCCCUUAUGUUCCGGGACCAGAACCCAGUGCAACUGGCGGCAACAGGGCAGGCCCGCUCAGCCAAGGAGCAGGGCGCAGACACAGCUGAGUUGGAGCACCUGAGGCAGAAGGAACUGGCUGAGAGGAAGAGCCGGGUUCUCCAGCGGAGCAGCAGGCACUCUCGUUUUGGUGGCUGCUACGUCAUUCAGGGCCUGAAGUCUUUUGGAGACAGAGACGUUGUGAUGCAUAAGGGACUACAGAAUGUGAAGAACUACAGCCACGAUCUGACCAAGGAGGUACGGCGGGUGCCAAAGAGGCGGCAGCUUGCCCCUGAUGGCGAGGGCGUCUCUCGCCGGUCAGCCCUCAACGUGAGGCUUUUCCUCAAGGAGUUCUGUGUGGAGUUUUUGGAGAACUGCUACAAUCGCCUGAUGUAUCUGGUCAAGGAUCACCUGAUCAGGGAAAAGGCCCAGCAGCACGAUGAGACCUACUACUUAUGGGCCAUGGCUUUUUUCAUGGCCUUCAACCGGGCUUCAUCUUUCCAACCUCAGCUGGUUUCUGAAACGGUUAGCGUUCGGACCUUCCACUUCAUUGAGCAGAGCCUGACCAAGUACUAUGAAAUGUUACUCAUGGAUAAGAAGGAGGCUACUUCUUGGUCUAGAAGGAUGCAUCUGGCUCUCAAAGCCUACCAGGAACUGCUAACGACAGUGCACGAAAUGGACCAUUCGCAAGAAGAAGCCUUGCGCAACAGCAGCCACAUCAUAAAGAACAACAUUUUCUACUUGAUGGAGUAUCGCGAGCUGUUCCUCACCCUCUUCCGUAAGUUUGACGCGACAAAGCAGCCCAGGUCAUUCCUGAAAGAUCUGGUGGAGACCACUCACCUUUUCCUGAAGAUGCUGGAGAGAUUUUGCAAAGGGAGGAACAACCUAGUGGUCCAGAGCAAGAAAAUCAAGAGGAAGAAGAAGCCUGCUAGCUCGACUGUGCAGCCCCGAGCACCCGAGGAGCUGGAGAAGAUGUGGCCGAGGCUGGCUGAGCAAAUUGAUAAAUGCAUAAAGGGUCCUGAGCCUCUCCCAGAGGAUGUUGUCCCUUUUGAUGCUGCUUCGGAAAUUCCACUGGAGGAGCAACGAGCUGAGGCCAUGGUACGGAUCCAGGACAGUCUACUGGCUGGCCAGGCACCUGAAGCUCUGUCCCUCUUACGUUCAGCAAGGGAGGUGUGGCCAGAAGGAGAUGUUUUUGGAUCGUCCUCCCUUGGCCCAGAUGAAGAGGUGGAGCUGCUGAGGCAAAUCUUCUUUGCCAGCCUGCCUCGACAAACAGCACCUGAGACAGAUGAACCUGAGGAGGCAGCUGAAGAAGAGGAAGUCGCUGAGGAAGAGUUGGCGUCUGUAAAGGUGUCAGAAAGGGAGUUCACUUUCCUGGAUUACAUGAAGCGGUUUGCUAGUGCCAGUGUGGUCAAGGCCUAUGUCCUGCUCUUCAAGAACUACCAGCAGAACAGCGCCCACACCAACCACUGCGUUGUGAAAAUGUUGCACCGCAUCGCCUGUGACCUCAAGAUGGAGGCGCUACUCUUCCAGCUUUCUGUCUUCUGCCUCUUCAACCGGCUCCUCGGUGACCCUGCUGCUGCAGCUUACAAGGAGCUGGUGACUUUUGCCAAAUACAUUGUGGGCAAGUUUUUUGCGUUUGCAGCCAGCAACAAGAAGGCCUACGUGGAGCUGCUGUUCUGGAAAAGCACGGCUGUGAUUCGGGAGAUGACUGAAGGCUAUGGUGUGGCAGAGGAAGAUGAAACCUCGGACUCCCUCAAGGCUGCUCAUUGGACUGAGGAAGACGAGGAGGAGCUGAAGGAACUUUUCCACAAGUACAAGGAAGUGGAAGGUGAAGAUAUCCUUGACAACAUCCUUGCACACCUGACGGCUCGCAACUGGACACGCAAGCAGGUGGCCAAGCGAUUGGUGCGCUUGGGGCUUGCAAAGAGCCUACGGGAUUUUCCUCGGCAGAGGAAGGGGACGCGCAUUGUAUUGUGGACAGAGGACCAGGAGCUGGAACUUCAACGCCUCUUUGAGGAGUUCCGGGAAACAGAUGAUAUCCUGGCCAAUGUGAUGAGACAUAUCACCGCUAAGCGUUCCAAGGCCCGCGUUGUCGAAAAGCUGCUCAGCAUGGGGCUGGUGUCUGACCGAAAGGAGCUCUACAAAAAACGCAGGCGCAAGCCUGGCUCCCUUGCUGCGAACAAGGACAUGUUCCCCAAGGACUUUGCAGUACCUGACCUGGACGAGGCUGAGGAAGAUGACGAAGAGGAGGAGGAGGAAGAAGCGGAUGACUUCGAUAGCGAGGAAGAGGGGGAGUCAACCUGGAAGGAUGGUGGCCAUGGUGUAGGGAAGAGGCCGUUGGGUGGGCAGCCUAACAGGAAGGGAGGAGCUACAUCGGAAAGAGACCGCCAGGAGCUUGUGCGGUGCCUGAGGCAGGAAGGUCUGUCUGGCCCUCUGCUAUGGCUCCAGAACUGCCUGAACCGGACAGCUUCUGACCGAGAAGAGGAUGGAUGUGCCCAGCCAGUACCUUUGGUGCCACUGUCUGAAGAGAAUGAGGAUGCUAUGGAACACAAGCGCUUCCAGAAGCUUCUGCGUAAAGUAGGGAUUCGAGCCCCAGCCAGUGAACAGGAAUCUUUCUGGCGCAUCCCAGCCAAGCUCAGCCCAGAGCAACUACGACAAGCAGCUGCUUCCAUUGCUUCAAAAGAAGUGGAAGGGGAGACCAAAGAGCAACUAGCUGCGGAGGAGCAUCUCGAGACAGAGCAGCCAAGAUGCCUGACUGUGGGAAAGGAGGAGCCCGUCCAGCCCCCUCUGGGACCCAAGAGGAGGCGCUUGGUCAUUGAUGGUGAGGAGCAGGAAGAAGGCAACAGCCAAGGGUCCAGUGAUGAGGACGAGCCGCAGCCUGCUGGCAAAAGGAAGUGCCUGCGAAUUGAAGAAGAUGAAGAAGAAGAUUGAAGGAGUUUGCCUCCCUGGCCCAGUUCAGACCAGUUACACCCACUGAGCUGCAAGAACCAUCUCUGGCAGAGAGGUCUUUGAUAGAGCAGCCUGGAAGGAAUCUCUCUCUCUCUCUCCCCUAGCCCCCGUCUCCCAGUCUUGGUGCACAACACUUCAUAGAUUUUUGGGAUGCAGGCAGACUGAACAUGUGAAUGAGGCCUGCUAGAGAACGGAUGCAGGGAAAAGAAAUGUGAGACCUGCCUGAGGAGGGAAGAGGAGAAUGGGCUUUCUGCCCACACUUCCUUGCUUUGCUACAGGAUACAAGCUGGCACAGGAAGAAGCUUCACUUUAAACUGUUCUAUAACCAUUUGUACCUUAUGACACCUGUGACACAAGGCAUUUGUUCUGAAUGAUAUCUGCUGAGAGCCAGCAAAAGCCGCCCUGACAAGACUGACCUGCCAGGCAGAAACGAGGCAUGUUGGCUCUUCAAAUCUGAAGGCCACUUGGCUUUUGGAUUCGCCACCGCUCUCUUUCCGAGCCUGGCCAAAACACGAUCUCCUCCCUGUGCUCAAGUCUCAACAUUGCCUUACAAUACAUGUGCACGGUCUUCUGUCUCCAUUGCACCUUGGUACCUACCCCUUGAUAUUCCUUCUUCAAAAAUGGGUGCUUGUACUGGAAUCACACGAGACUCGUUUGACGUUGGGUGUCAAGAGUUGAAUUGUUUUGGGAGGGUGGGGUUCACAAGCAAAUAUGUGCUCCUGUGCUGGAUUUUGCACCCAGGUUACUAUUCCUGUCACCAGUUACUUCAGCAGUUUCCCUUACUGACUUCGUUGCUUGGGCUGUUCCAGGCAGAGGCAACGUCAGAGAUGUAUAAGGGUUGCCUCUUGUGUGACUGUUCAGGGAUGUGCCCCCAGUGGCAGAAGGGCAGGAAUGUUAGCGCAUGACUUGUGUGCUUGUGUUGUGCUUUCUUAAUAAAAAAAUCCCCCAAACAACUCUUGGCUGACUAGUUCUAAAGAAAUCCAGCGCUUCGAAGGUUAUUCUGC
Zootoca vivipara (common lizard) is the source of this 5611-nucleotide messenger RNA. It is a transcript of the gene TIMELESS, whose product is annotated as timeless circadian regulator. Gene Ontology annotation, cellular component: replication fork protection complex. Gene Ontology annotation, molecular function: DNA binding. NCBI's taxonomy places the organism in Eukaryota, Metazoa, Chordata, Lepidosauria, Squamata, Lacertidae. The record is from RefSeq and is a predicted model, not a curated record. Gene Ontology annotation, biological process: DNA repair; replication fork arrest; DNA replication checkpoint signaling.